AUGUCGACUACAAUGGCAACACCGGCGAAACUAAAGAACUUGCUUCUCAACCUACACACUCGUUGUAUUGGGCUACAUAUUAAUGAUGUCACACUAAAAGUAUACUUUAGACUACUGAUACGACACCUUCUACAGAUAUCCAGGUCAAAUGCUGCUCAUCCCAAGCAAAGGAGAAGGGCCCAGAUAUUACUAAUAUCACUUUUUGUGUCAGCAGUCACGCUUUUAUCCGGCAUAACAUACGGUACCACCAAAAUUAUUUUAAAGUGCUACAAAUUCUACAAAUACCCAUGGAAAAGGAAGAACAGGAGGCCUGUAAUUAGAAGAACAAGGUCCCAAAUGCAGUUGGAUAGUGGUGCGAGGAUAAUGUACAUCCCUGAAGUGGAGUUAUUAGAUCGUCAGAACUCGAAAGAUAAUAAACAUGAAACUACUAUAGAUAAGAAGAAGAGGAAAAGAAUCUUUAUCCCACCAAAGGAUAACGAUAUAUACGAACAUGACAAAUUUCUUUUUAAAAACGUGGAACUGGAGAGAACGAAAAACUCACAAUUAUUCUACUCGAAGUUUUUGAAUCAGAUGAAUGUUUUAUCUAAAAUCUUAAUUCCAACAGUUUUUGAUAAAAAUUCGUUCCUCUUAGUAGCUCAGAUUUUUUUUUUGGUAAUGAGAACUUGUCUAUCUUUGUUUGUCGCCAAAUUGGAUGGGCAGAUAGUCAAAAAUAUUAUUGCUGGGAGAGGGAGGAGCUUUUUAUGGGACUUGGGGUGCUGGUUUUUAAUUGCUGUUCCAGCUUCUUAUACCAAUAGCGCCAUCAAGUUACUCCAAAGAAAAUUAAGUUUAAACUUUAGAGUAAACCUGACCCGUUAUAUCCAUGAUAUGUACCUGGACAAAAGACUUACAUUUUACAAAUUAAUAUUUGACUCGAAAGCAUCCAAUUCGGUGAUUAAAAAUAUUGACAACUCAAUAACUAACGAUGUUGCAAAAUUUUGCGAUGCCACAUGCUCAGUUUUUGCAAAUAUUGCAAAACCUGUAAUUGAUUUAAUAUUCUUUUCUGUUUAUUUACGUGAUAAUUUGGGUACUGUUGGUGUGGCAGGCAUAUUUGUUAACUAUUUCAUUACCGGGUUCAUUUUAAGAAGGUAUACGCCACCAUUGGGAAAGCUGGCGAGUGAAAGAUCGGCGUCUGAUGGUGAUUACUACAACUAUCAUCUAAAUAUGAUCAACAAUAGCGAAGAAAUUGCGUUUUAUCAAGGAACAGCUGUAGAAAGAACAAAAGUUAAAGAGCUAUAUGAUAUACUAAUGGAAAGAAUGCUAUUGGUCGACAAAUGCAAAUUUGGUUAUAACAUGCUUGAAGACUAUGUUUUGAAAUACACAUGGUCAGGUUUAGGUUAUGUUUUUGCCUCUAUUCCAAUUGUUCUCUCUACCUUAGCAACUGGCAUUAAUGCGGAGGAAAAAAACAUGAAAGAAUUCAUAGUCAAUAAAAGAUUGAUGUUAUCACUUGCGGAUGCGGGUUCAAGAUUGAUGCAUUCAAUAAAGGAUAUUUCACAGCUGACCGGGUAUACAAAUAGGAUUUUUACUCUACUUUCUGCUCUUCAUAGGGUCCAUUCUCUAAACUUUAAUUAUGGCGCCGUUCCUUCAAUAUCAGCGCUGCACACAGAAGACAAUGCAAGAAAUCCAAAUAUGUUAACCAAUGCUGACAAUUCACAAGACGUUAUUCGUGGCACCGUCCAACGCAACUUUAACGGCAUCAGAUUAGAAAACAUAGAUGUAAUAAUUCCAUCCGUAAGGGCAAACGAGGGUAUUAAGUUGAUCAACAAACUAACUUUCCAAAUUCCUUUACAGAUCAAUUCCAUGACUUCAAAGUCCAAUUCCAUACAAGAUUUAUCAAAGGCAAAUGAUAUAAAACUACCAUUUUUACAGGGAUCUGGUUCAAGUCUACUUAUAUUGGGGCCAAAUGGAUGUGGGAAAAGUUCUAUUCAACGUAUUAUAGCGGAUGUUUGGCCAGUAUAUAACAAGAAUGGUCUACUAUCCAUCCCUUCAGAAAAUAACAUAUUCUGCAUUCCUCAAAAACCAUAUUUUAGUAGGGGCGGCACCUUGAGGGACCAAAUUAUCUAUCCAAUGUCUUCGGACGAAUUCUUCGAUAGAGGGUUCAAAGAUAAAGAGUUAGUUCAGAUUUUGGCAGAGGUGAGACUAGACUAUCUUUUGAAAAGAGGCGUUGGAUUAACGUAUUUGGACGCUGUUGCCGAUUGGAAGGAUUUAUUAAGCGGUGGUGAAAAGCAAAGAGUAAACUUUGCUAGAAUUAUGUUCCACAAGCCAUUAUACGUAGUAUUAGAUGAGGCUACAAAUGCAAUUAGUGUUGACAUGGAAGACUAUUUGUUUAACCUUCUGAAGAGAUACAGGUUUAAUUUUAUUUCCAUCUCACAGAGGCCGACGUUGAUCAAAUAUCACGAAAUGUUGUUAGAGAUUGGUGAAAAUCGUGAUGGCAAUUGGCAAUUGCAAGCCAUAGGCACAGACGAAGCAAUUCUAUCAAUUGACAAUGAAAUAGAAGAACUAGAGAAAAAAUUAGAGAAAGUAAGAGGUUGGGAAGAUGAAAGGGAAAAACUGCAGAAAAAGCUUGAAAUCAUUUGA
Saccharomyces eubayanus is the source of this 2613-nucleotide messenger RNA. RefSeq names its product ATP-binding cassette long-chain fatty acid transporter PXA1 (gene PXA1). The record is from RefSeq and is a predicted model, not a curated record. Bases 1 to 2613 code for a protein of 870 amino acids. The transcript has a single exon. NCBI's taxonomy places the organism in Eukaryota, Fungi, Ascomycota, Saccharomycetes, Saccharomycetales, Saccharomycetaceae. Gene Ontology annotation, molecular function: ATP hydrolysis activity; ATP binding; ABC-type transporter activity. Gene Ontology annotation, cellular component: peroxisome; peroxisomal membrane. Gene Ontology annotation, biological process: fatty acid beta-oxidation; long-chain fatty acid import into peroxisome; very long-chain fatty acid catabolic process.